UACUGUACUCUAUACCAUCUACUGCAUCUUGCCUAUGCCGUUCUGUACCAUCACUCAUUCAUAUAUCUUUAUGUACAUAUUCUUUAUCCCUUUACACUUGUGUGUAUAAGGUAGUAGUUGUGGAAUUGUUAGGUUAGAUUACUUGUUGGUUAUUACUGCAUUGUCGGAACUAGAAGCACAUUUCGCUACACUCGCAUUAACAUCUGCUAACCAUGUGUAUGUGACAAAUACAAUUUGAUUUGAUUUGAUUUGAUUUACAUGAUGAAGUAAAUUCUAAAUUGCAUCUCUAACCAAGAAUAAGAUAGGGGUUUAUUUGCAGUACGGUUAUUACUGCUUAUUACCUGUUAUUACUGCUUACUAGUACUUCUACCGGUUGUUGACUGUAUGGUUAGGAAGUACCAUAAAAACUAUUGUAACCUCCUAGCUAUAUUCCCUUAGUGAUCAAAUUACAUUUAUUUAUAAAGCCCUUUUUUACAUCAGCAGAUGUCAUAAAGUGCUUAUACAGAAACCCAGCCUAUAAAUCUAAACCACAAGCAAUGCUGAUGUAGAAGCAUUGUGGCUAGGAAAAACUCCCUAGAAAGGCAGGAGCCUAGGAAGAAACCUAGAGAUGAACCAGGCUCUGAUAUCUUGGGAGUCUGUUUUUGGUUCACGUUUUCUCCGUGUGGAGGCUGGCUAGGGGGCGUGAGUAAGGCUGUUAUCAGGCCCAGCAGUGCUGAACCGACCAGGGGCCAGCCCUGGGUGGGAAAGGGCAGGGCUGGGUGCCCAUGGCAGGCUGUCUCCUCCAGUGUAGAUAACUUUGUUCUGUGCUCAGAGAGAUGACAUCAUGAAGGAUGGCGAUGAAGAUGUCGGCGCAGAGAUGGGAAGCGUUAUCUGCUGCCCUUCACUAACAAUGCCACCUAGCGGACACACACACACACACACACACACACACACACACACACACACACACACACACACACACACACACACACACACACACACACUAGGCCUUACAUAAUAUUUACGAUUGGUGCUCCAGGCCAGAACUCAUGGGGAACUGCAGAUCCACUUUCUCCCAGAUGUUGUCAACAAAAAGUUAUUCCAUAAGACAAUUCCAAGAGCUGUUUACCCAGUGGCAUUCUGCCAAAUUAAGAUAUCUAAUAAUGUUGGAUGAAUGAUACUGCAACACUCAUGAAGGUGUUAUGACUGGUUUUUAUAAAGAUGUUAGGAAUGCCUUAAAUAUGUUAUGAAUGCCCCUUUGAAGUCAAAUGUUACCCAGAGAUUUAGUGAUCUAUUAUCUCCUGUGCCUUCUCAUACAGUGGGCUACCUCUGUCAGACAUGGUCUGUGUUGGGAGCCAGGGAUGGUGGUGGUGUGUGUAUUUAGGGUGGGAGGUGUUUAAAAAGCAGACACAGUGGCACAACUUAGCCAUAUCAUAUAGAAGUGAGGGACUGCACAUUACAGGGGUGUAUCUACUCACAAAAACAAAAGCCUCUCAAACUUGAAGAAAUAUUGGAGCUACAUUUAAACCACUCUUAAGAAAGAUUUAAUUUCAUCUGGACUCUUCACUCUGUAAGUAUGACCAUAUAGUGUAUACAUGUAUAUUGUAUGAAGAAAUUAGACUGACAACACAUUUUGAUCAUCACAAUAAUAGUUUUGUACUUUUUGUACAAAAGUUAGAAGUUUAGUUAGUUAGCUACUUAUAGUUAUAGGGAAAUCAAUAAAAUAAGUUAUGUAAACAUAUACAUAUAUUUUUUAAAGUACUUCUAGGGCCCGAUUUCGGGGACUGUCAGAUUAAGAGGUUUUAACCAGCUCAAAUUGUAACCAACAGUAGAUGUGACAAACAUGGACAGUGCAUUGGCCAGGGACCACUCCUAGUCAUCAUGAUCAUACAGCAGAUUAUCCUAAAUGAUCCAAUAUAAAAUGAUUCACCUUAAAAACAUGUUUUUUUUUUAUGUCUCCGUACAGUCCUUUGAAGUUGACUGGCGGAGAUCAGUUAACAGUUUUGUAAUACACACUCACUAAUCACUCUCAAAGUCACACUUUGGCUCCUCGCACAGUUCUUAAUCAGUGAUGGCUUGUUUCAUCCUACAGACUAGUAUCUGGCUGACCUAGAUCAGCUAUGGAGGCUACUCAUUGUCUAAUGCCAAUUCAACUGUUUGGUUUGGUCACAGAUGGGCUAAUACUGAAUGUAUAGGUUGAUAAAGCUAUUAGCCAUACAGUAUGGUAUGGUAACCUAGUUCAUCAAGAGUCAGUCUGAGCCUAAGUGUUCAAAUUUUAAAGUGCGAUGAUGACUCAAAUAUAAGAGGCUUUUAGACUCAGUUCGUUGCAAAAAUGUGUUAAAAAAUAUUCUUACUAUCAUUUCUGCCGCUGACACUCACUAACCUCCUGGGUGAUACCACACAUACUGUAGUAGAGCACUGGUGAGGUUCCAGAUAGAACAGCUCUAGGAUGAGCUUACCUCCUUCAUUGUCUGGCUCCAUCUGUUUGUGUUUUAGCCAACUCCUCUGACUAUUCAUGUAUGACAUGACAAUGAUAAUCUAAGGAGUUGACUGAAGCAGAUCUGGGACCGGACACCUCAUUUGAUCCUAACCUUAACCAUUAGGGACCAAACUGACCUUAGGUCAGUGUCUUAACGGACACUUCAUCCUCCUCAACUGGGGCUUGUGGGACUCCUCUCUCAGACAGGAUGUGUCGCAUCAUCAACUUCCUGCUGGCUCUGCUGAGCCGUUUCCUGUUUGCUGUGCAUGGAGUGGUGACCGUGUGGCGUGUGGUCGCCGUCAAAGGGGAGCCCCUCUAUUGGCUGCUGCUGAUGGGCGUGGCUCUGCUGGGUGUGGAGAUGGCAGUCACCAUCAAGUGUACCCGCAAUGCAGAGUGGAAAUGGUUCUCCCCCAUGGUUUUCCUCUACCUCAGUACCGUCAUCCCCUCCAUUUGGUUCCUGGAGCUCAGCCUGCUGCAGUACAAGCUCCCUGUCAACAUCUCCUCUGGCCCCGAGCUAGAAGAGCUGCUGGCUCACAUCCCCAUCUCAGCGGACAUCUUGCAGCUGGACCCAGAGAACUGGGCGGCAGGGCUGGAGCAGACCAUGCUCAUCGUACUGGUGCUGGGCCGCUGGCUUAUGCCCAAAGGAGACAUGUCCCGCGACCAGCUCUCCCAGCUCCUCAUGGUCUACGUGGGCCUGGGCGCUGACAUCCUGGACAUCUUUGACACCUUCAAGGAGCCCGAGGUCAAGACCAACCGGGCCGUCAUCAUUAUGGGCCUUGCCCUCUUUUCCUGGGCCCUCAUGCAGUUCCCCUUGGUUCUGACCCAGACCAGCCCCCCCAAGGCCCAUCUCCAGCCCUGUUUGUCCCAGCCCGGCUCCCCCCAGUGGGGCCUCUCUCAGGAGGGAAGUGUGGCUGUAGUGGAGGGACUGCCUGGAGCUCCCCCCUCCUGCUAUACACCGUGCUCCUCCAGUGAAGUGUGGAGUCUGCUGUUGACUGUGGGGCUCCAGGACGGGCCGUUCCUCAUCUAUCGCCUCUACCUCAUGAUCAGGGAGAACGUUCUCAACCAGCUAAUGAUCUUCUUCACCUGUAAAAACAUCCUUGUCGUCCUGCUGGAGUUCUACAGGAUCUUUGUGGUGCAGUGUGAGCAGCAGGGGGAGGCCUGCCAAGGGGGGCUGGAGAGGUGUGCAAUGCCCUGGUGCCAACAAGCCCAGGAGGAGGAGGUGGAGGGAAGACGACAGGAGAGUGGAGAACAGAACUGGUCGGGAUAG
Messenger RNA from Salvelinus fontinalis (brook trout), 3725 nucleotides. RefSeq names its product transmembrane protein 26. The record is from RefSeq and is a predicted model, not a curated record. NCBI's taxonomy places the organism in Eukaryota, Metazoa, Chordata, Actinopteri, Salmoniformes, Salmonidae. Bases 2667 to 3725 code for a protein of 352 amino acids. The transcript is spliced from 4 exons.